Aegilops tauschii subsp. strangulata is the source of this 1065-nucleotide messenger RNA. The record is from RefSeq and is a predicted model, not a curated record. NCBI's taxonomy places the organism in Eukaryota, Viridiplantae, Streptophyta, Magnoliopsida, Poales, Poaceae.
AUGCCGACCACGGACAAUGAAACGGCGAACUUUUUCAUCAUCAAGAACAUCAUCUUCGAAGGUGGUGUAGGUGUCGCUGCCUUCGUAGGUGGUGUGGGCGCGGCUGCCUUCGAUCCUGACGAGACCCAAAGCCAAGACGACCAAGCCCCCUUCAUGGCCGAUACAUUUGAUCAAGGCCAUGGUGGCAUAUCCGACCCCUUCAUGCAAGACCAAGAUGGCAUGGGAAGCACCUUCCCGCUCGACCACGAAUUGCCGAAGGACUACAAUAUUAAGGAAGAAGAUGAAGUGGACAUCGACAUGGAGCCUUUGUUCGAAGACAAGCUCUCAACCCAUGUCGGCGCAAACAAGAAGCACAAAAGCAAGCGGAUGAAGGCAUACACGCAGCCGGAGGACAAGCUCCUUUGUGAAUAUUGGAGGGACAUUGGACAAGACCCCAAGGACGGCGCUGAGCAAAAGUUCGCACCGUACCAAAUGGAGAGCAAGUGCGGGUGGGUGUCCCUCUCGAAACGUUGGAAGGUGAUACAACAAGAGUGCAACAAGUUUUGUCCCAUGAGCGGCCUCAACAUGAAAGCUAUGGCAUUCCAAGCUUUGGAGGCAUUCAAGGCCCAACAUGAUGACAAGUCCUUCAACCUCACCCGUUGUUGGAUGGUCAUCAACAGGGACAAGAAGUUCAAGGCACAAUAUUCUGCCAUCAAGGCGCGUGGAGGGGAGGAAGUCGUCGAGGACCAUGGCGAGGGCGAGAAGCCACAUCUGCGAGGGAAGACCAACUCCAAGAAAGAGGACAAGCGUGAUGCGGCGUCGAUUGCCUUGCAUGCCACUUUGGAAGGCAUGAUGACCAAGAAGGACACAAGGGAGGAGAAGCGCCGGCAAGACAAGGAAGAGAAAAUGACGGCCUUCAUGGAGAUCCAAAGGAGGAGGCUUGAGCUCGAUGUGGAGAAGCAAGCGAAGAAGCUCGAGAUGGAGGCGGAGAAGCAAAGGAAGACGCUCGAGAUCGAGGCCACCAAUGCCAAGACCAAGGCAAAAGAAGUGGCGCUCACCUGCAGGACGAUGGGGUGGAUAUCAUGA